UUUGCCAUAGGAAGCGCCGCGACUGAAGCCCUAAGCCGUCGUGAAGCCACUUAGAAGAGAGUUGGUGCCUGAAGCCUAGAGAUUCAGCUAGUGAUUAUGGAGCUCGGUUAUGUCGGUGGAGUUCAGCUUUCGCUCUUCGCUUUGGUUGUGGCCUUCUUCCAUGUCUCCGAGUACUUGCUCGCGGCAGCCAUCCAUGGUCGAUCAAACGUUUCAUGGAACUCUUUUUUGAUCAGCAAGCAAUAUAUUUUUGCUAUGUUGUUUGCGUUGCUGGAAUACUUCAUAGAGAUUUAUCUUUUUCCAGAGCUGAAGGAUCUGUGGUGGAUCAGCAGUGUUGGUUCGGUGAUGGUGUUAGUGGGAGAGAUUAUACGCAAAACUGGAAUUUUAACUGCUGGUCGUUCUUUCACACACAUCAUCAGGGUUUAUUUUGGGGAGCAUCAUGAGUUGAUUACAUGGGGAAUCUAUAGGUUCAUGCGUCAUCCUGGAUAUUGUGGAUUCUUUAUAUGGGCUGCUGGGACACAGUUAAUUCUUUGCAACCCUAUAUCUACCAUUGGCUUUAUAGCCGUCACAUGGCGAUUCUUUUCAACGAGGAUACCAUAUGAAGAAUUCUUUCUAAGACAGUUCUUUGGCACACAAUACAUGGAAUAUGCUCAACAAGUUCCCUCAGGCCUGCCUUUCAUAAAAUGAAGAGCAGCCUUGGAAAUCAACUUGAAAAUAUUUUUCUCUGCAGUUUCUUCCUCUAAUCGCCUGUUGUCGAAAAGCUGAUGUUACUUAAACAAUAGAAGUUUGCUCUUUUCAAUUCUAUGAAUUGAGGUGGAUGCAUCAUCAAAAGAUGCCAAUGUCUGUAGAUUAACAGCAUCAUUCUUUUUGCCCUCUCAGGUUCCUAUUUUGCCGAGGGAGAAUGACUUCAGCUAAGUUUCAUCAAAUCAUUUUUGAAGUUCCAGUUUAUGUUGCCAAGGAAGAGAGAAGUCUUUCUUAUAGUGGCAAUAUAUUCUCCAAGAGCUGUGUAAAAUUUUUUAUGAUGUUUAGUGUCAAUUUUUGCAUUUCUAAGAGUUGGUAUUUCUGUAUUAUUUGUAACUAUAACAUACUUGUGUAAAUAAAAAUAGCAUUCAAUU
Phalaenopsis equestris is the source of this 1112-nucleotide messenger RNA. RefSeq names its product probable protein-S-isoprenylcysteine O-methyltransferase. Lineage: Eukaryota; Viridiplantae; Streptophyta; Magnoliopsida; Asparagales; Orchidaceae. Gene Ontology annotation, cellular component: endoplasmic reticulum; membrane. The transcript is spliced from 4 exons. The record is from RefSeq and is a predicted model, not a curated record. Bases 97 to 684 code for a protein of 195 amino acids. Gene Ontology annotation, molecular function: protein C-terminal S-isoprenylcysteine carboxyl O-methyltransferase activity. Gene Ontology annotation, biological process: C-terminal protein methylation.